GUCCGUGUGCUGCCGCACUCUGUGCCAGUGGUGAAUGUAUCGAGUAUAACGACACGUUUGGCUGUUUCAAUACCACAUGUGGAGCCAAUGAAGAGUUCAUUCGAUGCCCGUCUUGUGAACCGACCUGUGGACCCGCUGUGCCCUGUGUUCCCAUCUGCUUAACGCCAGCCUGUCGAUGUGUCGAUGGUUACGUUCGUGACAAUGGAAAGUGUAUCAUGAGAUCCGACUGCAGGAACAGCUUUGUUGGCGGAU
Cooperia oncophora is the source of this 252-nucleotide messenger RNA. The record is from the annotation of a GenBank genome assembly. Lineage: Eukaryota; Metazoa; Nematoda; Chromadorea; Rhabditida; Trichostrongylidae.